This is a messenger RNA of Stegastes partitus (bicolor damselfish), 4462 nucleotides long. It is a transcript of the gene fbh1, whose product is annotated as F-box DNA helicase 1. The transcript has 22 exons. The record is from RefSeq and is a predicted model, not a curated record. Gene Ontology annotation, biological process: double-strand break repair via homologous recombination; replication fork processing. Bases 96 to 3332 code for a protein of 1078 amino acids. Gene Ontology annotation, cellular component: nucleus. Gene Ontology annotation, molecular function: DNA binding; protein binding; 3'-5' DNA helicase activity. Lineage: Eukaryota; Metazoa; Chordata; Actinopteri; Pomacentridae.
ACCAACACAAACUUCAGAGCUCGAAGCGCCGCUGCGAAGAAAACAUGCAGGUUAUGUAUAUUAGCCAAUAAAGGACGUAUGCACCGGGCACGAACAUGGAGGUGGCUGUUAAAGGAAAGGCCAAAAGGAGGCACCUAAAUGUAGAGGAGUGUGACGAACUGGGACACAGUGCAGGAGCCACAGACGUCCUCACCCGACCCCACACCUCUAACCAGGGCCGAGGCAACCGUGACCCAAAUCGGGGGCUGUACCCCAGAACACCCACCAAACGAUGGAAGCGGGCACCAGCCUCAACAAGUCCUUUUGGGAAACAGAAGGGCAUCAGCCACUUCUUCUCUGUGAAAGGAGUCCUCAGUUCCAGUCCACGCAAAUCCUCCCAGCCCUGCACCUCCACAUCUCCCAAUGAAGGGCCAAGUGUGGUUAAAGAAGAAGAAGAAGAAGACGAGGAUGAUGAUGUCAGUCUCUUAGCUGUCCCACUGGCACCAGAGUCUAAGUUAAAGAACGAGGAAGAGAUUGAUGACGACAGUCUGUUCGCUGCUGUGGUGAUGCCGGAGCCUGAGGAUGAGGAGGAGAUUGACGAUAUCAGCCUGUUAGCAGGUUCAAUGGUGUCAGACCCUAACCCAAAGGAGGAGGAUUAUCUGGAAGGAAUGACAGCGGAGAUGUUUGGGGACGAUGACGAAUUUGAGCAGAGUGACACUCACUACGAAGAAGACGAAGUGGAGGCCCUUCCUGAUGCCCAUUAUGGCCUCCUGGGCAGCAGCGACGUCUUGCAGCAACCUCAGGGCUGCAUGGAUGACCUUCCAGAGGAGGUGCUGAGACAAAUACUGUGCCUCAUCCCUGCCCAGGACCUUUGCCGCACUGCCAGCCAGGUCUGCCAUCGCUGGAGGAACAUUGUCCAGGACCCCAAGUUCGUGCCCUUCAAGAAACAAUAUUACCGCUACAUGAUGAGAGAGAAGGAUACAGUGCAGGAGAUCAGCUCCAUCUUGAAGAACAGCGGCGUAACAGAUGAAGCAUCAUCACAACACAGCAUACGGAAGCUUGUUGUUUUAAUGGCUGAACACAAGGUUGGAGAACGAGUGAAGCCAGCAAACAUCCUCGAGUGUGUAAAGAAACAUCGACUUUUCCCUCAAGCUGAGGCCUCCAUCAGAUUACGUAUUCCUCAAAUUCCGAAGCUUAACCUUGGCAUUGAGGGUCCUAACCCGUACGCAGCCAUGGCCGUCAUCUUGAUCCUGAGCGAGAGUGUUGGUGAUGUGCAGGCCUUAGUGUCUCUGCUCUCCGGCUGCAUGUCUCACACAGCCAUCACAGAGUACCUCAGCCACAUGGCCAUGAUGUUACUCGCUGUAGAGAGGACCAACAUCCAGAUUAGCAACAGGUUACAUUACAACAUCUACUACGUACUCCACCUGAUGCAGAACGGUCCCUUUUCUGUCAGCUCUGGUCAGAGCGGGCAGCCCCAGGUUCGCCUCACAUGUGAGCAGCAGCAGGUCCUCGGCCACGACAUCCAGGUCGACCAUGUGGUGAAGAUAAUGGCGUUUGCAGGUACGGGGAAGACGACCACGCUGGUGAAGUACGCUGAGCAGCGGCCACACCUCCGCUUCCUCUAUGUGGCUUUCAACAACUCAGUUGCUUGUGAGGCCCGCCGCCGUUUCCCUAGCAACGUGGACUGCAAAACUGUCCACUCGUUGGCCUUUAGCGACAUUGGAAUCAGGUAUAAAAUCUGUAAGAAGCUGACCCCUAACCUGAAGCCAUUUACUGUCAGCUUUGUUCUGCCUAAAGGCCGCGGUGGCUUUGCCAACGCCAAAGUGGUAACCACAACUCUCAACACGUUCAUGGCCUCAGCAGACCAGACCAUUACCGCCAGCCACGUCCCCGACAAGCACACAAGUCGACGCGGCUCGGAGAAAUACAUAACUGAUGAUGAAAAAGUGUUGUUUGUCCGGGACGCACAGGUCAUCUGGAAUAAAAUGAAGGAGCUUCAAAAGACUUCACAACAAGCCUUUUACAUGACCCAUGACGGUUACCUUAAGCUGUGGCAGCUCCAAGACCCAAAGCCUUGCUUGUCUGACAUAUACGAUGCCAUUUUCAUCGAUGAGGCCCAGGACUGCACUCCAGCCGUCAUGGAUGUGCUGCUGUCUCAGCACUGUGGGAAAAUCCUGGUUGGAGAUCCUCAUCAGCAGAUCUACACAUUCAGAGGAGCUGUGAAUGCCUUGCACAUGGUCGAUCACACACACAUCUACUACCUGACACAGAGCUUUCGAUUUGGUGCAGAGAUCGCCUAUGUGGGUGCCACCAUCCUCAGAGUUUGCAAGGGAGUUAGAAAGAUUCUUGUUGGAGGGAUGCAGAAAGGUGGUGUGUGUGACGAGAAUGCAGACAGGAUUCUCGAGUCUGUGAGGACGGGUGCAAGUCACAGUCGAGGGAAGACAGCGAUCCUGUCGAGAUGCAACUUGGGUGUGUUUGCUGAAGCUGUCAGGCUGACUGAUGCCAACCCAAAUGUUCGGAUCCAUUUCAUAGGCGAUGUCAAAAACAUAGGCCUAGAUAGGAUCCUGGACAUCUGGCACCUGAUGCAGGAGGCACGGCAGGAUCUCCAGAAGCCAGACCGAAAACAAAGAGUCAUAAAGGAUCCCUUCAUCCAGAUCUUUGCGAAGUCGAAAGAGAAAGCCUUCUGGGCCCUGAAGGCGUACGUCACUCAGACGGAGGACAAUGAGCUGGAAGGAAAAGUCAGCAUUGUGGAAAAGUACAGAGAUCGCAUCCCAGAGCUGGUGAUGCGUCUGAAGACGUGUUACGAAAGUGACUAUCAGAAUGCAGACUUCAUGGUUGGAACUGUCCACAAGGCCAAAGGGCUGGAGUUUGACACGGUGAUGGUCACUGAUGACUUUGCCAAAGGUCCCUCCUCCAGGCACAUCCUGCCCCACAUGUCUUGCUUCUCAUUUGCUAGCAUUCCAGAUGACGAGUGGAACCUGAUGUACGUGGCGGUGACUCGAGCCAAAACCUCUCUGAUCCUCACUAAUAACAUCCGCCACAUCCUCAUGGUGGCUGGGGAAUACUUCCUGACGUCGGAGAUGCCCAGUCCCCAGCUGACGGCCGGCGAGCCUCUGCCCUGCUCCAUCGCUUACUGUCCCAACUGCAUCACGCCCGGCUCAGCGUUCGUCAUGCGUAAACAGCAGAUCAAAUGUAGCGAUGGUGUGUCUCCUGGGGGGCCGCUGUGCGAGAGGUGUGUGUGGACACGCAUCGGGCCGAUCGCCUUCCUCAUGACCGACGAUGUGCUCUCAAUGGCUGCAAUACAAAGAUUUGACCCAAUAUUCAACCAAGGGGUUUUCAUCGAGCCUGUCUAACAAGGCUCCUGUUGAAGGACCCACAGGGUUCAUGUCGUUUCUAUUGUUUUGGGAGUCGGGCGAUCCUACACUUCUUAAUCAGAGGACUGUACUAUGAAGCUAGUAUGACAUAGCCGGGCUUUGUUGUGUGCAGGUCGACAAGAAGUCGGUUCUCUUUAACUGUGUGUGUUCACAUAGAAAGAGGCUCUACAACAAUACAACACAUCUUGCUUCAUAGUACAGCCCUCUGGACAUCCCAGGAUUCAUGUUUGGUCACCUAGCAACACUAAAACCGAGUGCUUUUACUCUUCUAUUUUAAUAGACUGAUGUUGGCAGUGCAAUUAUUUUUUAUUGUUCGUGUGUAUAUUUUUAUAUAAGAAAUGCUUCCAGUCAUAUCGGUGUGAUUAAGGUUGAACUGGAGAACUUAGUGUGACUAUAUUACGGUUGUUUUUUUAAAAAGAAAAAAAAAUGCUGGUCAUUUACUUGACUUUUGCCUUUUGUUGGUUGUCUUGUCGUGAUUGGUUUGAGCACAACACUUUGCAUCCAGAUUCACACACUUUCUCAUCGUUUGAGAUGUUCUCAAAGUGUUCAUCGCAGAGAGUUGUAGUUCAAAUGAAAACUUGACCUUUCCAGACACACCGCUGGCCGUGGCCACUUCUGCACGUACACCUGUUGUGUGUAACCACCGUUGGUAAAAGACAAUAGCAGCCUUUGUUGUCGUCACGGUUGUGAUGUUAUCAUAUUCCACAAUGUCUCCCUGAAGCAAUCAUAAAAACUGUUGUCAGCUUUUAACGGUGAGAAACAUGAAACGUGACCAUCUCAGAGUACCAGGUGAUGAUAAAAAAAAGAUCAGCAGGUGUUCCCAUAUCAUGUCAUGUUAUUUUCCCACCAGAGAAAUCCAACGAUCCCAGCAGAUCUCUGUAUCGUGGUUAUAUUGUGCUGAUGUCAUUCUAAUGAGGAACUUACUUGUCACUGCAUUGUGAGUCUCCUCCAAACCAAGUCAAUCCCAAAAUUACAAAUAUGCCCAUAUUUAAAAAAAUACAAAAUCUAAGUAAAAUGUUGGAAACCAUUUUGCAUCUCAAGUGCUUUGUGGUGCAUGUUGUCAUACCUGCUGGUUAUGAAACUUUAAAUUAAAGACAUUUCUGUUGUAA